UUGUUUUCGCCGCUCAGAGCACGCUUAACCUCCGUUAGUUGAUUGAUUAAACACGUCCGAUUGUGAGCCAUAAAAGGACAUUCGCUCGAUCGAAAGCCGACAAAAGCUGGCUGAGAAGCGCAAAACAGCUGCGCUGCGCAAAGUUUGGCCACCGCAGAGCAAUAGAAAACAGAAGCAGUGCCAGAAUAAAACAAGAAUCAGACCAAAAAGGGCGCAACAACUGCAGAGAGAGAAAAGGAAGGAACGAGCAGCGCGUGAGCGAGGGAGGAGCAGGAGGGAGCGAACAAAAGGCAAGAGGAAACACAAGGAGAAACGCAAACAAUCAAAACAAGAACUUAAGCAAGAAAAGGGGCGCAAGAUGACCGACGAGUGCGUAACCAGAAACUACGGAGUUGGCAUUCUCAGCCCGAACGGAUCGGAAAAUCGGGGCAGCUUUCUUAUGGCUGAUAAUACCGAUGCCAAGGGCUGUACGCCGCAGUCUCUUGUUGUUGGUGGUGCAGCUGCAGAGAGCCCCUUGCCGGCCAACAAGUUUGUGGCUCGAAUGCCCGUGGAGCGCUAUGCCAGCGAAUACAACAUGAGUCACAAGCACCGCGGAGUAGCGCUGAUCUUCAACCACGAAUUCUUCGACAUACCCUCGCUGAAGAGCCGCACCGGAACGAAUGUCGAUGCCCAGGAGCUGAAGAAGGCCUUUGAAAACCUGGGAUUCGCGGUGUCCGUACACAAGGACUGCAAGUUGAGGGACAUCCUGAAGCACGUAGAGAAGGCCGCCGAGCUGGAUCACACGGACAACGACUGCCUUGCGGUGGCCAUACUCUCGCACGGGGAGCACGGCUACCUAUACGCCAAGGAUACGCAGUACAAGCUGGACAACAUCUGGCACUACUUCACUGCCACCUUCUGCCCCUCGCUGGCGGGCAAGCCGAAGCUGUUCUUCAUCCAAGCCUGCCAGGGCGACCGUUUGGACGGAGGGAUCACCCUGGAGAAGGGCGUUACCGAGACGGACGGGGAGUCCUCGACUAGCUACAAGAUACCAAUACACGCCGACUUUCUCUUCUCCUACUCGACCAUUCCGGGCUACUUCUCCUGGCGCAACAUCAACAACGGCUCCUGGUACAUGCAAUCGCUGAUCCGCGAGCUGAACGCCAAUGGCAAAAAGUACGACAUGCUCACCCUGCUCACAUUCGUUAACCAGCGCGUAGCCCUAGACUUUGAGUCGAACGUGCCCGCCACACCGAUGAUGGAUCGCCAGAAGCAGAUACCGUGCCUUACCUCCAUGCUGACGCGCAUACUGCGCUUCGGCGACAAGCCGAACGGGAAUAAGGCUGGCUAGGAAGAGAUCUCAUUUUGAAGAAUUUUCAACACAGGUUGUACAACCAUCCCCCGCAAUCAUUCACGUUGGAUUCCAAUUCACUUCAAGUCUAGUUUUAGCCGACGCGUGCGAUUAUCCCGAUGGAUAUUGAAGCACCCGACUCCCUUUCAUUCAUUCCCCUCCCUUUCCCACGCCCAUUUCGGCCUUAUCAUUGACGAAAUUCGUUACCCACUUAGAUGACUUCCGUACGCAUAAGCGACACCUUGCCAAUAGCAAACCCACAAAUUUGAGAUAAGAUUAUACAAUGAAGAUUUAUACAUACAUACAUACUUAUAUGUACACGCAAACAUUUAUAUUUGAUAUGAAUAAAAAUGAAUUAAAAACA
Messenger RNA from Drosophila sechellia, 1694 nucleotides. RefSeq names its product Death caspase-1 (gene Dcp-1). Bases 359 to 1330 code for a protein of 323 amino acids. Gene Ontology annotation, biological process: positive regulation of neuron apoptotic process; proteolysis; apoptotic process. The record is from RefSeq and is a predicted model, not a curated record. Gene Ontology annotation, cellular component: cytoplasm. Lineage: Eukaryota; Metazoa; Arthropoda; Insecta; Diptera; Drosophilidae. The transcript is spliced from 3 exons. Gene Ontology annotation, molecular function: cysteine-type endopeptidase activity.